Messenger RNA from Telopea speciosissima, 1209 nucleotides. Its product is annotated as GDT1-like protein 4. The coding region runs from base 279 to 1178 and encodes 299 amino acids. Gene Ontology annotation, biological process: manganese ion transmembrane transport; calcium ion transmembrane transport; Golgi calcium ion transport. Lineage: Eukaryota; Viridiplantae; Streptophyta; Magnoliopsida; Proteales; Proteaceae. Gene Ontology annotation, molecular function: manganese ion transmembrane transporter activity; calcium ion transmembrane transporter activity. The record is from RefSeq and is a predicted model, not a curated record. Gene Ontology annotation, cellular component: Golgi apparatus. The transcript has 10 exons.
GUGUAUUGAACUUCGGAGCUCAUUUCGGAGAAAUGGAGAGAGGGCAACUGUGAUUGCAUUCUCUCUGUCUCUCCCUUUCUUCUUCUUCUCCUCCUCUCUUUGUACAUCCUCAUCUCUUUGUAAAUCCCCAAACUUCGACGAUCCAAUCAAUCAAUCGAUCUCUCGCAGGAAUUCACUCAUUAGGUCUUCAUUCGUGGGAACUCAUUUUCUGAAUUUCUGCCUGAUCUUCGAUUCCAGUGACAGAUCCAGUGAUCUUACUUUGUUUAUAGGUUCAAGCAAUGCGCGUUAUGGAUUCGUGGAGAAGCCCUAGAGCUGGUUUCUCUGGCUACGCUCUCCUCCUCCUCGUUUCCACUGUUCUGCUGGCAUUCUCACUUGUUUCUGCUCAGGAAUUUGAGUCUGAGGUGGGAACUCGUAAAGACCUCUCCAACGGAUCUGGUAAAGCCCUGAGCCGCCGUAGCAAAAUUUUUCUAGACCACCAGAUUGGGACUGACCCAGAAUUACUUGGUCUCACUGGAAUCCCGGAAUCUUCUGGUCUUGGGAUUUUCGAUGCGUUCUUCGCGAGUCUGUCAAUGAUCAUCGUCAGUGAGAUUGGAGAUGAGACAUUUAUAAUAGCGGCACUUAUGGCAAUGCGACACCCCAAAUCAAUUGUUCUAUCAGGUGCUCUCAGUGCACUAUAUGUGAUGACAGUGCUUUCCACUGGGCUUGGUAGGAUUGUGCCUAAUCUGAUAUCAAGGAAGCAUACCAACAGUGCUGCAACAGUUCUAUAUGCAUUUUUUGGGCUGCGGCUUCUUUACAUUGCUUGGAGAUCUGAUUCAAAGUCAUCACAGAAGAAGGAAAUGGAAGAAGUAGAGGAGAAACUUGAAGGAGGGCAAGGGAAAACAACUCUUCGUCGUUUCUUUUCAAGAUUUUGUACGCCGAUAUUUUUGGAGUCUUUUAUUCUAACAUUUCUAGCAGAGUGGGGUGACCGUAGCCAGAUAGCAACAAUAGCUCUGGCAACCCACAAAAAUGCUGUUGGAGUUGCUCUAGGAGCCUCAUUAGGGCACACGAUCUGCACGUCAAUUGCGGUGGUUGGGGGAAGUAUGCUGGCAUCCAGGAUCUCACAACGCACAGUUGCUACUGUUGGGGGCCUACUGUUUCUUGGCUUUUCUGUAUCUUCAUACUUCUACCCUCCACUAUAACUGUGAUUUUGUAGGUUAAAGUUGAUUCAUU